Jaculus jaculus (lesser Egyptian jerboa) is the source of this 2535-nucleotide messenger RNA. It is a transcript of the gene Ttll6, whose product is annotated as tubulin tyrosine ligase like 6. Gene Ontology annotation, biological process: microtubule cytoskeleton organization; protein polyglutamylation. The transcript is spliced from 14 exons. The record is from RefSeq and is a predicted model, not a curated record. NCBI's taxonomy places the organism in Eukaryota, Metazoa, Chordata, Mammalia, Rodentia, Dipodidae. Gene Ontology annotation, molecular function: tubulin binding; tubulin-glutamic acid ligase activity. Gene Ontology annotation, cellular component: cilium.
AUGCUGCAGUGCCUGACUUCAGAAAGUGAGGAAGGGGCAGAUUCCCAAGAAGGGGAGGACAGUUCCACAGAAGAUCUAAAGGAAGUCGUCACCCUGGCUUUUAUGAGAGAGAACAUGCAGAAGACACUUCAAAAUGCCCAUCAGCAAGGCAAGAAGAAGAAAAAAAGAUGAUUGGUGAUCAAUCUAUCCAACUGCCGGUAUGAGAGUGUGCGUAGGGCGGCCCAGCAGUAUGGCCUUAGAGAGGGCGGUGAGAAUGAUGACUGGACUCUCUACUGGACUGACUUCUCUGUGUCGCUGGAGCGGGUGAUGGAAAUGAAGAGUUACCAGAAAAUCAACCAUUUCCCUGGGAUGAGUGAAAUCUGCCGCAAGGACCUGCUGGCCAGGAACAUGAGCCGUAUGUUAAAGAUAUUCCCUAAGGACUUCCAUUUUUUCCCUAGGACCUGGUGUCUUCCUGUUGACUGGGGAGAUUUGCAGACUUACAGCAAAUCAAGAAAAAAUAAGACAUACAUUUGCAAGCCGGAUUCAGGCUGCCAAGGGCGAGGUAUAUUCAUCACCCGGACAGUGAAAGAAAUCAAGCCAGGGGAGGAUAUGAUCUGUCAGCUCUAUAUUUCAAAGCCCUUCAUCAUUGAUGGGUUCAAGUUCGACCUUCGGAUUUAUGUGCUGGUGACGUCCUGUGACCCUCUCCGGGUUUUUGUGUACAAUGAAGGACUGGUCCGCUUUGCCACCAGCAGUUACUCCCAUCCCUGCACAGACAAUCUGAAUGACAUCUGCAUGCACCUGACUAACUACCACGUCAACAAGCACAGUUCAAACUUCGUUCAGGACGCUCACUAUGGCAGCAAGAGGAAACUCUCCACCUUUAACGUGUACAUGAAGGCCCAAGGCGUCGAUGUGGAGCAGAUGUGGAAGUCCAUAGAGGAUGUCAUUAUUAAGACGCUCAUCUCAGCCCACCCCAUCAUCAAGCAUAACUAUCACUCCUGCUUCCCUAGCCACACGCUCAACAGCGCCUGCUUUGAAAUCUUGGGCUUCGACAUCUUGCUGGACCAUAAGCUCAAACCCUGGCUGCUGGAGGUCAACCAUUCUCCAAGCUUCUCCACCGACUCCAAGUUGGAUAAGGAGGUGAAAGACAGUCUGCUCUAUGACACCUUGGUCCUGAUCAACCUGGGAAGCUGCGACAAAAAGAAAGUCUUGGAGGAAGAGAAACAGCGGGGACGGCUCCUGCAGCAGUGUCCUUCUCGGGAGAUCAGGAUGGAGGAGGUCAGGGGUUUCCAGGCAGCGCGGAUUCAGAAAACUGAGAAAUACGAGAUGGAAAACUGUGGAGGGUUCCGACUGAUUUAUCCCAGCCUGAAUUUGGAGCAGUACGAGAAGUUCUUCCAGGACAAUAGCUCCCUCUUCCAGAAUACUGUCGCUUCCAGGGCUCGGGAGCUGUGUGCCCAGCAACUGAUUCAGAAGCUGAGGCAGAAACAGCAGAAGAAAACCUUCCAAACGAAAGAGAAGAAGGUGGAGACGCAGGGGGAGUCGGCCGGCGAACAAGUGCGAGUCAGGCGAGCGAGGAGCUGGCGACCCCCGCAGGAAGAGCAGACACACAAGACCACCACCCAUGCCCAGAAACAAUACUUCCGGCCAUUGGCGUUAGUGUCCUGCACAACUGGCUUGUUCUUGAGUGUCAGAGGCAUAAAGAAAGAGGAAACAGAGAGUAGCCUUGACCAGGAGGCCCCCAAGAAGAAGGUCGACUCGGUUCCCCACAAGCCUGCUCCCGUGAGGCACUACAGGUCUGUUCCUGACCUGAGGAGUUCAAGUCUCGACAGUUUGGGGAUAGAGCUCUGUAAGGCCAGUUCCCAAGUCAAAGAAGUCAAGUCCGCCUUUGCCAUGAACAUUCUUGACAGCACUAUGCCCUCGUCCUCAGUAGAAACACCCUCAGAAUGUGCCACCCGGAUCUCAACCUCUCUGGAAUCUCUGACAAACUUGAGUCUGACCACCAGCCCUGAACUAGACAGCCCAGACAGUGUCAGGAUGGUAUCCUCUAUGUGCAAGCAGCCGAAGACCCCCCAGAAGUUUGUCCAGGAGAAAACAUCAAAAUCUUCCAUGUCUGUAAAACCCCAGAACUUCUCACACCAUUUGGAUCCAAGCUGGGCCUUGCUAAAGAGCAACAUGAGGAGACAACAUCUGAUGUCAGAACUACUGUACAAGAUUCAGAUGAGGAGGAAGGCCUCCUUGUUCCGACCUCACUACAUCCCACAGCCGGUGCUGAGUGUCCAGUCACAAAACCCCUUGCUGUCCAGGGAGUGCUGCUCCCACAGCCGCCACAGCUUGGACAAGAAGAGGCCGCUGGAUAUCCCCUCCCUCCUCCUCCUGAAGAGUCGUCACAACCAUGUCAAUUCUCUGAAUGACCUUCGGGUGGUUGCCACUCAGGCCAGACUAGAUCCACGGCCUAGCAGAAGCCAUUCAGGGGCUGUGAGGGAACUCAGAUACACAGUACGCAAAGAUCAGAAUCACUGCCUGGUCUCUGACCAAAAAGACUGUGGGAGGAACUAG